Messenger RNA from Dromaius novaehollandiae (emu), 3691 nucleotides. RefSeq names its product motile sperm domain containing 2 (gene MOSPD2). NCBI's taxonomy places the organism in Eukaryota, Metazoa, Chordata, Aves, Casuariiformes, Dromaiidae. The record is from RefSeq and is a predicted model, not a curated record. Bases 161 to 1714 code for a protein of 517 amino acids. The transcript is spliced from 15 exons. Gene Ontology annotation, cellular component: endoplasmic reticulum-endosome membrane contact site; endomembrane system.
GGCGCCGCCGCCCUUGUCCCGGACGGUGCGGACCACUGGCAGGCCCCGCCCCCUCCCCCCUCUGCCCCUUCCCAAAGGUCACGCACCGCCUGCGUCCUUAUUUCUUUCUCCCCCUCGCGCGCGCGGAGCCUGUUGUAGCUGUGGGCGCCUCCGCGGGACCAUGGCUGACCGACAGGACAAGGCCGCGCUGAUAAGCGAGACCAGGCGGCGUUUCGAGGCGGAGUACCUGCCAGAUAAAUCGGAUAAAUAUGAUUCUAGAGAUGUGGAAAGACUUCAGCAAGAUGAUAAAUGGGUUGAAAAUUAUCUGAUUUGGAGGCAUGAUGUUGUGGAUGAUACAUUGAAGAUGAUUGAUGAAAGCUUUCAAUGGAGGAAGGAAUACACAGUUAAUGACUUGACGGAAUCUGUCCUUCCAAAAUGGUUAUUUGAAAAUGGUUCUAUCUUUCUACAUGGAUAUGAUAAAGAGGGCUAUAAAUUAUUUUGGUUCAGAGUGAAACUUCAUAUAAGAGAUCCUAAACAGCAACUUGAAAAAAAGAAACUGGUAGCUUUUUGGUUAGAACAUUAUGCCAAGAGAGAUCAUGGGAAGCCCUUAACAGUCGUGUUCGACAUGGCUGAAACUGGAAUCAGUCACAUAGACUUGGACUUUGUUCGGUUUAUUGUCAACUGUUUUACAGAUUAUUAUCCAAAUUUCCUCACAAAGAUAGUGAUCUUUGAAAUGCCAUGGAUAAUGAAUGCUGCUUUUAAAAUUGUGAAGGGUUGGCUUGGCCCAGAUGCAAUAAGCAUGUUAAAGUUCACAAACAAGAAUGAAGUGCAGGACUACAUCAGUGGAGAAUAUUUGCCGCCUCACAUGGGUGGAACUGAUUCUUUCAAGUAUAGUUAUCCUCCAUUGGUUGAUGAUGAUUUUCAAACUCCUUUAUGUGAAAAUGGGCCCAUUACUAGUGAAGAUGAGCAUGAAAGUAAAGAGGAGAUAGAUGCGGACACCAAGGAGACUGGAGAUCCCAAUGAAGAACACAACCUUAAUCCGAAAAAGAUGAGUUCUAUAGAACAAAUUCCCAAAUCAGAGGAAAAUGACAAAACAGAUUUCAAACCAAAAAAUGCAAAGAAAGCACUAACCACUUUUAAAGGACCUUUAUUACAUAUCAGCCCAGCAGAAGAACUAUAUUUCGGAUCCAAAGAAACUGGAGAGAGAAAAUGUUUGAUAGUACUGACAAAUGUGACUAAAAACAUAGUGGCUUUUAAGGUGAGAACAACUGCUCCUGAAAAAUACAGAGUUAAACCCAGUAACAGCAGCUGUGAACCUGGUGCAUCAUUAGACAUAAUAGUAUCUCUUCAUGGUGGAUUUGCAGCUUCUCUGCAGGAUCGUUUCCUUAUAAUGGCAGCAGAAAUGGACCAGUGUUCUGGAGCAGGUGUAUCAGAACUGACUCAGUUUUGGAAAGAGGUCCCUAGGACCAAAGUGAUGGAACAUAGGCUUAGGUGUCAUGUUAUAGAAAGUACUAAGCCUUCUACUUUGACAUUAAAAGAGAAUGUGUUUAAUAUUCCUGCGAAAACCAAUGAAGAGUUACAUAUACAGUUAACUCGUUUACUGCAAAUUAAUAAAAGACUUCAAGAGCAGAUUGAUCGCUGCCUGUGGUUCCAGCAGUUGUUAGUGGUUUUAUCAUUACUAUCAGUUACUACUGUUGCCUUCUGCUUCUACCUGGUGUACACCCAGAGAAGCUAGAAAGAGUUGCUUUGCACUGAAUGUGCUGCCUGUCAUGUUUGGUUUGAAGCGAAAAAGGUUUCAGUACUGCUCUCAGAUUCUGGAACUGCCAAAAUGAGGUUUGAGAGCCCACAACACUGAAUCAUGAUAUAAUUUGCUGAAAAAAGGGGAAAUGAAUGGUCAACAAAAUAAAUUACUGGAACUUGACACUUCAUAAGGUGCAUGAGAAGGGUGUAAGAGCUGGGAGCUAUUUUCACUGUACAACUUAAUAAAUGCUACUGAACUGGGAGGAAGAAGGAGCAACCAAAUACAACAGCAUAAUUUAAAACUGCAUAGUAUUUUUUUAUGUUUUGUUCAAAUAUUUUAAAUACUCUAUUUAAUUUCUUUUGAUCAUAUUCAUGGUUACAUCCUGAAUUGCUGUCAUAGAAGGUGCAAGCAGUCUGUUUAGUGUUUAAAGAGGAUAACCUGUUCAUUCAGGAAAAUUUACAGAAAUUACAUUAUACACGCAGCUUUUUCAUAUAACCGAGGUACACGAACAUAGCAUGUAUUAAAAAUUUGGUAAUUAUCAUUUUGAGAAUUCAGGAUCACUGUGCUCAUUUGUUUAUAUUCCUUAUUCUUGUGCUUUUUCUGAAUGCAAAAUUAUUAUAAAUAUUGCCUUCCAAAUACCAUGCACACAGCUAUAUUGACCUGGAAAACAACCCUUGUUUGAUUCCAAAGAUAUUGAUGAAAUAUUCAUGUUGAGACAGUGUUCCUGUUAUAUAUGCUUUCAUCUAUUAGACUUCCCUUACUGUUUUUUUUCAAAGCAACUCUUAGUCAAACUCCAAAAAAGUGUGGCAUUUGACUUCUGAUGACCUAUGUAUGGCUCAUAGAAAGGCAAAUAAUUAAUCAAUGUUAAGAAGUUCUUCUGAGGUGUGCAAUAUGCUUAAAUCAUGGAUGAAUAUAUCAAAAAGCAAGUCAAGUCAGGAAAAUUUAAUAUUGUUGAAGGGAAUAUAAAAGUGUUGUAUCUGCCGUUUCUCUGAAAGUAUUGUGGAAAUGAUGUAUGAAGCUAGUGAGAAUUUAUUCUAACAAGGAUUCUUUGUACUCAUUGUUGUAAAUAUGUAUAUUAAAAUGAUAAACAAUUUAAGAGAGACUGAUAUCUUUCAUACAUUUAAAUUUUUCACUCUUCGUAAUGUCUAAAACUUAAAAAUAUUUUUUUUACUAGAAUUAAUUUUCACCACAAAUAGGCUUGCAUAGUAGGUUAUUUAGUUUUAGUCUGUCAACUUUAAUAGAUUAAAAGAGAUUAUUGUGGGAAAUAAAGGUCAUACAUUGCAUCUGUCUUUUUGCUGAGAGUAUCUCUUCAAUGUAUUGUAGAUGUAACAUUAUUUCUAGGAAAUAGAAAAGGGCAGUUUAAAAAAAAUGUGUUAGUAAACUAAUAAAGCAGCAUAUGGUUCAAUAUGAUUACUGAACAAUUACUUUGUAAAAGGCAAGUCUAAGAAACUGUUUGGUAUACAGUCUUCUGUCCUUUCUUAAUUUAUACAUCGUUUUACCAUAUCAAUAUUUUCUUAAUUUUUCACUAGUCUCAUUUUUCUUCGGUUUGCUUCUCACUAUUUUGUUUUCUUCAUGAAUUGCAACUCCUAUUUUUCACUGUUUACUAUGAAGCUUUGGUUUAAAUUAUUUUCCUGUGCACACAGUUCAAAUUCUAUGCUUUUAACAGAAUGAAUUGUUGUCAUGUUAAGAAAGGUAACACAGUAAUUUGUAACUUUUAGAUAAUACUAACCAUGCUGUUAAGAUGCUUAUUCCUUAAUUUGACUGGAUUGAAUAGCACUUUACUGUAGAAUUGUAAGAAAUAUUCUUAGAGUCUUCGCCAAUAUGAAUAUUUUAAUGUUUUGGUGCUUUCAUCUAUUUUCAGUAUUUUAUUACUAUGUUGGUAUUUUCUUUGUAUAAUGGAUCAGAUAAACUUUGUUUUCUAUUUUAAUAUGUUUUAGAAAAAUACAGUUACAAAAUAAAUAUGAAGAAAUA